This is a messenger RNA of Salvelinus fontinalis (brook trout), 2942 nucleotides long. RefSeq names its product collagen alpha-1(I) chain-like. Gene Ontology annotation, molecular function: extracellular matrix structural constituent. Bases 97 to 2226 code for a protein of 709 amino acids. The transcript has 30 exons. The record is from RefSeq and is a predicted model, not a curated record. NCBI's taxonomy places the organism in Eukaryota, Metazoa, Chordata, Actinopteri, Salmoniformes, Salmonidae.
GACCAUGGGGUGAGGUGGGCCUCCAAGGGCCACCAGGUAACAAGGGGCCCCCAGGAUUAGUUGGGCCCCGUGGAGUUGUAGGUUACCCAGGUAAAGAUGGACCACAAGGAGGUAUUGGGCCAGUGGCAGACAAAGGGGAUAAGGGGUCCAGAGGAGCUAUCGGACAGAAGGGAGUUGUUGGUGUCGAUGGGCCCAACUGGAUUGUGGGGGCCAAUGGGGCCACCAAGACUUAAGGGGCUACCGGGUGAAAAGGGGAAGAUGGGCGCUCAGGGGGAAAGAGGUGGAAAAGGGAUCCAGGGAGACAGGGGCAACCAAGGUCAACAAGGACCAAAGGGCCCACUGGGGAAAGAAGGAUACUUAGGGCCAUCAGGGGACAGAGGGAAAGAAGGAGCUUCAGGACUCAAGGGCCAGCCGGGCAUCAGAGGCCCUUCAGGUCUCGCUGGGCGUUACGGACCAGGGGGCAACACCGGAAGAGGCCGGGCCAAGGGAGAGAAGGGGCUCCCCGGAACCACAGGGCCUCCUGGAAGGUUUGGGCCUACAGGCUUAGUUGGACCAAAAGGACCAACAGGUUUACCAGGAAAAAGAGGAGUCGAUGGAAAAAGUGGACUUGGUGGACUUAAGGGAGAUUAUGGGGAGAGGGGAAAGACUGGGACUGGUGGUGUCAAAGGAGACAUGGGAUUGCAAGGUCCAAGCGGGAAGAAAGGAGAGUCUGGAACAGGAGGCAAAAUGGGGACAUUGGGAAAGAGGGGGUUCACCGGGUCUCCAGGAGGUAAAGGCAGACCUGGGCCUGCUGGUGCCCCUGGAGAGAAAGGUGGUAAAGGAAUAGAAGGGCCAAAGGGAUUGCAUGGCAGCCCAGGAAAGAGGGGAGGCAGGGGAGUUAGAGGCAAACCAGGAGAGGAAGGCCCAUUGGGACCAGAUGGACCAGUUGGAAGAUCUGGAAAGCCAGGACUUGCUGGUUUGGAUGGAUUGCUGGGGGUUGAAGGAAAUGAAGGAGAUAAUGGUGAUAUUGGUUACAGAGGAACCCCUGGGAGACCUGGUUUACCAGGGAAGAUGGGUCAAAGUGGACAACCUGGAUUGAGUGGUGGUUACGGAGCACCAGGGUCAAAGGGUAAUCUUGGAUCAAAAGGAAAACGAGGACCUGCAGGGCCAAUGGGGCCACGGGGUAUUCCAGGGUUUGGAGGAGCAAAGGGGAAGUUUGGCCAGCAUGGAUCAAAGGGUCAGGCUGGCAGCAGAGGCCUGCAGGGACAUAUUGGACCGCGAGGAAUCAAAGGGAAUCCAGGACUGCCGGGGAAUAAAGGGCGGCUAGGUCCAAAAGGCAUACAGGGAGACAUUGGUCCUCGUGGUCCACCUGGGAAAAAGGGCUUCCCUGGUCUACCGGGUCUCUUUGGAAAUAGGGGAAUGAAGGGGAUACAAGGAAUGCCUGGAGUUAAGGGACUGAAAGGUGCGCGUGGACAACCAGGAAAACCAGGUCCUCCUGGGGGUCCAAGAAACAGGCGUCCUGGAGCCCUUGAUAAAAGAAGAGGAUCCAAAAAACAAACUCGGGCCAUGACCAGGAGAACGCUUACCUCACUGCCUGAACAGAACCCAAGCAGCUCCAUCAGCUGGCAUCAGGGUACCAAAGACAGCCCUGCAACCACCUGCCACGAGCUGGGGCUGAUUCGCCCACACCUGCAGGAUGGAUACUUCUACAUGGACCCUAACCAGGGCUGCCCAUUUGAUGCCGUGCAAGUCUUUUGUAACUUCACUGCAGGAGGGAUGACCUGUAUACCUCCUGUCCAGUCACAGAUAAUAGGAAAAUGGGAACCAGAAAAAAACAUGUCAAAAAAGUAUAUCCAGUGGUUUAGCCAGCUUGAUGGUGGCUAUAAGUCUGAGUAUGCUGGUCUUGAUGUGGUCCAGCUCCGAUUUCUACGGUUACACAGCCACUCUGCCUCUCAGCACCUGACCAUCUCCUGCCCGUUUAACCACAAUAAUAGAGAAAUCAGGAAAAAUGCAACAAACAGGGUUCUUCACUUUCUGGGAGACUCUGGUGGGGAGAUUGGUUCAAGCUAUAUGACAGUAUCGAGGAAUGGUUGUGAAGUGGAGGUGGAGGUACGAGUGAGGGGAAGCACAGAGAUCCACAGAGGGGACAUGGAGCUGCUGCCCCUCAGGGAUGUUAGUAUGGAGGGAAGGGGAGACCACUGGGACACAGACCUCAGAGCUGUCCUAGGACCUUUGUGCUUUUUGUAGCCUCAGCUUAUCCAUAGAGAAGCAGCUGUUUCUCCCAGAAGCAGCAAGCUCUGACCAGUGUAUGGGUCAUGAACAUUUGGGUGCAAUUCCUCUUCAGGACAAAAGAAAGAGAUAUCAUCAUGUUGUGUGAUCGCUGUAGCAUUUGUGUAAUUGUGAUAAAAACUAGAGCUAUAUAAUAAAAUAUGUAUUUUAGAGUUAUUUGUUAAUCUUGUUAUCAUAUGUGUCUUUUAUAAAGAAAAAUAUAAAGCUGUUGUGUUGUUUGUAUCUCCCGCAUUUCUAUUUUUUUUGAAUGAUUCAUUUUUCUUAGUGAUGUACUGUGUGUAUAUAUGCUUCAUAUUAGAUUCAUGUGGAUGUUUUAUUUAAUUGUUAAGCUUUUGUAAGUAGUCUUAGCUAUUAUUUGAUGUCUUGUUUUUUAUUCCUGUCGACUAAUACCUGAAGUCUUGAUGAACACCAAUAUCUGGAUGGUCUAAACUUCAAAUUGUUAUAAAUUGAAACAUUUGAAAUGUCACUUCAGUUUACUUUACAAUAACUUGAGCACACAUUUUAUGGUUUAUACCUCAAAUGCAGUAAACAGUAGUACACCCUGUUCUCACAAAUGGAAUUAACCAUAAUAUGUGCAAUGAAUUAUAAAAACUGUUUUCGUAAGAUGAUGGAAAACUGUUGUAGUAGGCUGCUGUAUUUAUUACAUAACAUCAUUUGCAGGACAAUAAACCCGA